Messenger RNA from Naegleria fowleri, 678 nucleotides. RefSeq lists its product as uncharacterized. Lineage: Eukaryota; Heterolobosea; Eutetramitea; Acrasida; Naegleriidae. The transcript is spliced from 3 exons. Bases 1 to 678 code for a protein of 225 amino acids. The record is from RefSeq and is a predicted model, not a curated record. Gene Ontology annotation, molecular function: NAD(P)HX epimerase activity. Gene Ontology annotation, cellular component: mitochondrion.
AUGAUCAAAUUGCUCAACGCUGAAGAAUCUCGUCAAAUCGAUUUGGCUCUCAUGGGAGAAGAAUUUGGAUUUGUAAACGAUUCAUUGAUGGAAAUGGCAGGCAUGUCGGUGGCUCAUGCCUGUGUGAAAGCAUUUCCUUUGAAACAAAUUUCAAAUUCCAAAUUUUUAGUGAUUCUUUAUCCAAAAAAAGAAUCUGCAGAAAAAGAUUUAUUUAAAAGACUUAUUUUGCAAUGCACCACUUUGGGAAUUCCAAUAUAUUUCAGCUUGGAUGAAUUAUUUCAAAAUUAUGAUUUGACAUAUUUUACUUUUAUUUUGGAUGCAAUAUUUGGAUAUUCUUUUUCUGGAAAGUCAGGAAUUAGAGAACCAUUUAAAAUAGUCAUCGAAACAGUCAAGAAACCAGAAUAUUCCUCCAUACCAGUGGUCAGUAUUGACAUUCCAAGUGGAUGGGAAAUUGACACUGUGGAUAUCGACGAAAAUCUAAAACUUGGUUUACGAUGUGACAUUUUGGUAUCAUUACCUUCUCCAAAAUUAUGUUCAUUGAAUUUUAAGGGACGACACUUUAUUGGAGGUCGAUUCAUGCCACCUCAAUUGUUAAAACAAUUUGGAAUUGAUUUACCUUCCUAUCAAGGGACAGAGAUCAUUAUGGAAAUAACAUCGGAUAUGCUGAGAAUGCCAUAG